AUUACUGUUUACAAAAGUCAAACUGGAGUCCCUGUGCAGAGGCCCAGAUGAAGCACUCCUUACCUGUAAACACAUGCUCCAGAUUUGGAAAUCCUGCUAUAAUCUCACGAACCCAAGUGAUUCUGGACGUGGGAGCAGCCUGUUAGACAGAGCUAUUGCCGAUAGACGACAGCUUAAUACAAUUACAUUACCAGAUUUCAGUGAUCCUGAAACAGGUUCAGUCCAUGCCACAUCAAUAGCAGCUUCCAGGGUGGAGCAAGCACUGUCUGAGGUUGCUUCAUCUCUGCAAAGCAGUGCCCCUAAACAAGGUCCCCUGCAUCCUUGGAUGACUCUAGCUCAAAUAUGGCUUCAUGCAGCUGAAGUCUACAUAGGAAUUGGGAAGCCUGCUGAGGCCACAGCGUGUACCCAGGAAGCAGCCAAUCUCUUUCCAAUGUCACACUAUGUUCUCUACAUGAGAGGUCAGGUGGCUGAACUUCGUGGAAAUAUCGAUGAAGCCAAACGCUGGUAUGAAGAAGCCUUAUCUAUUAGUCCCACCCAUGUGAAAAGCAUGCAGAGGCUGGCUCUGAUACUUCACCAACUUGGGCGCUAUAGCUUGGCAGAGAAGAUUCUCAGAGAUGCUGUCCAGGUGAACUCUACGGCCCAUGAGGUCUGGAACGGCCUGGGAGAGGUGCUGCAGGCUCAAGGCAAUGAUGAUGCUGCAACCGAAUGCUUCCUGACGGCACUGGAGCUUGAAGCUAGCAGUCCCGUGGUCCCUUUUACCAUCAUUCCCAGAGUCCUUUGAGAGGGCAUCUUGAUCAACCGAUUUUGGUCUGACUUCUGGGUGAGGAAACCCAGUGUAUCAGGCUGCCUGGUAACUGGUUAGUUUGAAAAACUUUAGAGCUACAGGUAACAAACUCCAGUCUUUUGCAGGAAAGUGGCCAAAACAGUGAUGUGAUGCAAUAUAUUAAUGUUAGACUGAGAGGACAAGAUGGCUAGCCAGAACCAAAUCACUCAUAUCGCCUACGUUUUUGCCCUGGUAGUUCUAAAACAUCGUUAUAUUGUUCAUGGAUGAUGUGCCAUAUUUUGUUAGUGAUAUUUGAGUGUUACAUAAAAUUAUAAUGGAAUCAACUACCAAACGUAGAAUAAUAUGUUCAAGUUAAAAUUCGGUGGCAGAGCAAGCUAUUUUUAACAAGGCUGUUAAUAAAACUGUUCUCUUCCUGCCUCUCGACUUCUUUUGGCCCAAAGUCAAAAUGUGAAUUUUCUGUUUCCAUCUCUAUUUUAGUCCAGGACAGAAAAUCAGUUGAGUUCUUGGGUUUAGUUGUUAAUAACUGUGAUGUGUGGCUAACUGUUAUCUCUAUUUAGAGCAAAGGCUGAGUACAAGAAUAUUUGUAUUUUACCAAUGUAUGCUUGUUACAAAAAAUAUAUUAGUUAUUUAAGUUUAACUUUUUUAUGUGAAUUCAGAGUUUAUUUAUCAAUGGGAAUAUGUAAAAAGAAGCCUCAAAUGGAAUAUUUACUGACAUUCCUUAAACAUGACCCACAUUUGGCUAAACAGGAAGAUUAUGUUAAUAAUAAAAUGAUUUUUAAAU
Messenger RNA from Antrostomus carolinensis (chuck-will's-widow), 1565 nucleotides. Its product is annotated as tetratricopeptide repeat protein 7B. The annotation marks the transcript as partial. Gene Ontology annotation, biological process: phosphatidylinositol phosphate biosynthetic process; protein localization to plasma membrane. The transcript is spliced from 5 exons. The record is from RefSeq and is a predicted model, not a curated record. Gene Ontology annotation, molecular function: protein binding. NCBI's taxonomy places the organism in Eukaryota, Metazoa, Chordata, Aves, Caprimulgiformes, Caprimulgidae. Gene Ontology annotation, cellular component: plasma membrane.